Molecule: messenger RNA, 1023 nt
Organism: Rotaria sp. Silwood2
Lineage: Eukaryota; Metazoa; Rotifera; Eurotatoria; Philodinida; Philodinidae
Source: the annotation of a GenBank genome assembly
AUGUGGCCUGAAGUUGAACAAGCAUCAUUAAAUCAUCGUUAUGAAUUAGUUUUAUCUGGUGAUAAAAUAACAAAACGUAUUGAAGAAAAAAAUGAAUUAGAUCCAUCAAUAUGGACAUUAAAUCAAUUGAAUUUUCUUGAAAUAAGUCAAUGUCCAUUAAUUGAAUCAUUAUCAGAAGAUAUUGGAAAAUUAAUUAAUUUAUCAACAUUAACAUUAACAUCAAAUAAACUUAAUAAAUUACCAGAUCAAAUUAAAAAUCUUGAAAAUCUUCGUCAUUUAGAUUUAUCAAAUAAUCAAUUAAAUAAACUUAAUAAAGAUUUAUUUUUAAAAUUAAUUCAUUUAGAAACAUUAAAUUUAAGUAAUAAUUUAUUAGAUGAAAUUCCACCAUUUUCAAAAGAAAAUAAUAAAAAAUUAGCUAUUAUUAAUUUAUCUCAUAAUCAAAUUGAAACACUUCCAGAUUUUCCUCAACAAUUAGAAAAUCUUUCACAAAUUGAUUUAUCAUCAAACAAAUUUAAACAUUUUCCGAAUACACUUUUACAAUUAAAUUCAUUAAAAAUUAUUAUUAUUGAUUCAAAUCAAUUGACAGAUAUUCCAUGUCAAUUAAGUCAAUUACAUAGAUUAAGAGAAAUUCGAUUUAAAUCAAAUCCAUUAAAAGAUAAUCGAUUAAAAAAAUUAAUGGAACAAGAUAAAAUAAAAGCUGUUUUAGAAUAUUUAUCUAAACAAUGGAAUGAACUAGAAAAAUCAACAUCGAAUUUAUCAAAAACACUUCCACAACAACAACAACAACAACAACAACAUAUUAAACAAAAUGAACAAAUUCAAGAUAAAAUUCAAAUUUUACAUAUUGACCAACAAGGAGAUUUAAAAGGAAGACAAAUAACAAUAUUACCUCGAGUUGUCAAUGUUCGACCUCAUAUAUUAUGUUGUAUUGUUCGAAAUAUUGAUUUAUCAACACCAGGAAAUUUAAAGAAAUUUUUAAAUCUUCAAGUAAAUUUAAUAUCUUUUUUAUUUAUAUUCAAAUAA